UGCGGGAGGGGCCGCGCGGCGCCAACGGCCGGGCGGCGGCGGCGGUUGCGGGGCUAACGGCUCGCAGCGCCUCACCGCGCCGCGCCCGCCUCCCCUCACGGCCCGGCGGCGGCACGGAGCGCCCCCGAGGUCGGCCCCGGGCCGGGAGGAGCCUCCCGGGGCUGCGGGCCGCGGCCGGGGAGCCACCGGAGCCCGGUUGGGGGCCGGCUGCUGAAGAUGGCGACCCCGGGGAUGAGCUGGCAGCAGCAGCACGGCUACGGCGGCGGCUCCGCGCCCGCUGCCGCCGCCGCCGGGAAAUUCGGCGCCGGCCCUGCCCCCGGAGCGGGAGCCGAGCACAGCCCCGAGCUGCAUUUCAAAAUGAGCAAGAAGAUCGCCCAGCUCACCAAGGUAAUAUAUGCAUUGAACACUAAAAAUGAUGAACACGAAGCUGCCAUCCAAGCCCUUAAGGAUGCCCAUGAAGAAGAAAUUCAGCAAAUUCUUGCAGAGACCAGAGAGAAGAUCUUGCAGUAUAAAAGUAAAGUUGCAGAAGAAAUGGAUCUUAAGAGAAAGAUCCAGGUUUUGGAAGAGUCACUGGAAGAUCAUAAAAAGAUGAAACAUCAGGCUUUGACAGAAUUUGAAGCAUAUAAGGGUAGAGUUGAGGAUAUGCAGCUUUGUGCAGAAGCCCAGCAUGUCCAACGUGUAGUGACCAUGUCAAGAGAAGUAGAAGAGAUUAGAAAGAAAUUUGAGGAAAGGCUACGAAGUUUCAUACAGUUGCAAGUGCAGUAUGAGAAGGACAAGCGUACAGCUCUGGAAGACUUGAGAGCUGCACAUAGGCUUGAGAUUCAAGAACUUCUGAAGACUCAACAGAAUCAGAAUGCUACCUUGAGUAAGGGGCAAGAAAAGCUAGAGGAAUUGCACAGACUGGAGCUGGAAGACUUGAACAAUAAAGUUGAGGAGUUAAGACUGGAAAGAAAAAAACUCAUUGAGGAUUACGAAGGCAAACUCAGCAAAGCACAGUCCUUCUAUGAACAUGAACUUGAUUCUUUGAAAAGAUCUCAGCUUUUUACAGCUGAAAGUCUGCAUGCUUGCAAAGAGAAAGAGGUGGAGCUAAGAAAAGAAUUUCAAAACCAAGAAAGUAUUUUACGGAAGAACCUGGGAAAACUUAAAACUGAGUUGCAAAUGGUCCAGGAUGAAGCUGCAAGUCUACGGGAAAAAUGCCAAAAACUUCAAGUGGCUCUUAGUACAGCAGAAAACAAUGUUCAGGUUCUUCAAAAACAGCUAGACGAUGUGAAGGAGGAGGAGAUGUCAUUGCUAAGCAAACACAAAGAAGUGGAAAGUGAGCUAGCAGCUGCUAGAGAACGCUUACAGCAACAGGCCACCGAUCUCGUUCUCAAAGCCAGUCAUAUUGGAAUGCUUCAAGCUACCCAAAUGACUCAAGAAGUUACAAUCAGAGAUUUGGAAUCAGAAAAGUCUAGAUUAAAGGAAAAACUAUCCCAACUGGAAGAGGAAAGAAACUUACUACAAAGCAAAACACAGAGUCUGGAUGAGCGACAAAGACAGCAGAUUCUGGCCUUGGAGAAGAAAGUAAAUGAAGCAAGGGAGACACAACGUGAAUAUUAUGAGAAGGAGCUGGUAAAACUGCAAGCAAGAUUAGAAGGAGAGGCUGCACAGUUGAAGGAAGCUCAUUCAAAGACUUUAGAAGAAUUGACCUGGAAACACCAUACUGCAAUCGAGGCUGCACACAGUAAUGCUAAUAAAGAUAAGAAAAAACUGCAGAUGGAGUUGGAGCAGCAGUUUGAGAAAGAGAAACUGCAUUUGGAGGAUGAUAAGAAUCAGCUUCGACAAGAGCUGGAAAACCUGAGAGAAGAAUUGACAACAAAACUAACAUCUGCCAAUCAGGAGGUUUGUCGUCUGCAAGAUCUUGUACGAAAAAGUGAACAAGGCCUUGGUACUGCAGAAGGACAUAUCUCCAGUCUUCAGGAAGCUCAGGAAAUACUCCAGAAAGAACUAGAGUUAACAAGAGCAAGACUGCGUGAAACUACAGAUUCAUUGUAUAAUGUUGAGGGAGAACUAGAUCAGGAGAGACAACAGCACGAAGCAAUGAUUGCUGCCAUGAGAGAAGAAGAAAAGUUCAAAGUUGACAGAAUGGCUCGUGACUUGGAAAUCAAAUGGACAGAAAAUCUUCGACAGGAGUGUAAUAAGCUUCGUGAAGAGCUGAGGCUUCAACAUGAAGAGGAUAAGAAAGCAGCUAUGACUCAACUAUUGCAGCUGAAAGAACGUGAAAAAAAUGCGGCCAGGGAUGGAUGGCAAAAAAAAGUUGAAGAUCUUUUAGACCAGCGGCACUGUCUCGGUGAAGCUUUGCAUAAAUCUAUCAGCAAUAUCUCCUUGCUGAAGCAGAAUCUGGAGAUGCAGCUUUCCCAGUCACAGAGCUCUUUGCAACAGCUACAAGCCCAGUUCAGUCAGGAGCGACAGAGGAUGACUCAGGAGAUGCAGGAAUUAGAAGAAGAGCAUCAGCAAAGGCAUAAGUCACUUCAGGAGGCCCAUAUCCUUGCCUUUCAAAAUAUGGAAGAAACAAAAGAGCAAGAACAAAAGGCAUUAGAAGAACGUUUACAACAAAAGCAUUCAGAAGAACUCCAGGCACUCAAAGAAACACACAAACAAGCCAUGGAAGGUUUCAAAUUGGAGAUGGAACAGGAACUUCAGACUCUACGAUUUGAGCUGGAGGAUGAAGGAAAAGCUAUGUUAGCUUCCUUGCGCUCAGAGCUAAAUCAUCAACAUGCAGCAGCAAUUGACCAACUAAGGCACAACCAUCAACAGGAACUGGUAGCUGCCAAAAUGGAACUUGAAAGAAGCAUAGAACUUGGCAGAAGACAGGAGAAAGAAUUUUUAUGCCGAAUAUCAGACCUCCAAGAUGAAUUGAGACAUCGAGACCAUCAUAUAGCUGAACUGGACAAAGAGAUUCUGCAUCUUCAUGACAAUAUAAGUGCAUUGACCAAGGAACUAGAGUUUAAAGGGAAAGAAGUUCUUAGAAUACGCAGUGAAUCUAACCAACAGAUCAGGAUGCAUGAGCAAGAUUUAAGCAAGAAACAUGAGAAAGAGCUGGAUGUCUUGGCAGCAGAUCACAUCAGAGAGAAACAAAGUAUGCUGGCAGAUUUUAAUAAGACCCAAGAGCUGCUCAAGGAAAUUAAUUCAGCUUUACAAGUUUCUUUAGAAGAAAUGGAAGAAAAAUAUAAAAACAGAGAAUCGAGACCAGAAGACUUGCAGCUUAUCUCAGAACUGAAAGACCUAAUUGCAGAGCGGGACCAACUCAUAAAGAAAUUGAUUGAGGACAAAAAGUUCUAUCAGCUGGAGCUAGUUAACAGGGAGACUAACUACAACAAAGUGUUUAAUGCAAGCCCAAAUGUUGGUGUUAUUAAUCCAUUGGUGAAGGUUAUAUCACCUGCAUGGAAAGGGAAAGGAUUUUUCCCAGCUGUGAGGUCCACUUUGGAGCUAAACAAGCUCACGCAGCAAAAGAAGAAGAAUGAUAAAUCAACAAACAGGUUUGUGAGUGUCCCCAAUCUAAGUGCUCUGGAAUCUAGCGGAGUGGGCAAUGGACAUCCUAACCGCCUGGACCCCAUUCCCAACUCACCCAUCCACGAUAUUGAGUUCAACAGCAGCAAACCACUGCCACAGCCAAUACCACCCAAAGAGCCCAAGACGUUUUUGAGCCCUCCUCAGACUGAUGCUUCACCAGUGGCUUCACCAGAUCCACAACGCCAGGAGUGGUUUGCCCGAUACUUCACAUUCUGAGAGAUGAUUUGUUCUUGUGGCACAGCGUGACGUGGACUGUUUAUCAGAGCAUGACCUUAAGUAAACCCUCAUGUGAACAAGCUUUCCUGUAAUUUGUCAAACACUGUGAAUGAGAAAGUAUUUGUCUUUCUGAUUUGAAAAUGCACUGUAUUUCAUGUGAUAUUUGUUGGAAUCACUUGACAUGGUACUAUAUAAUGUGUGUAAUUAUAACUAUUAUUUUUAUUUAAAAUGGAAGAACCUUUAAACUUUGUAAGUACAACAUAAUAAAUUUUGGUAGAACAAACAUAAUGCUUUCCCCCUUUUUCCUAUAAAUGUUUUCUUUGAUUUCAGGUAAGGCUUUCCCCCCUAGAAAAAAUCGCAUGGUUGUUAUAAAUACAAUUUAAAUUGUAAAAGGAAAAAAUAUAUAUAUCUCACUCUCUCUCCAAUUUGGGCAAGAUAUGUUUAAUCCAUCCCAAUUCUACUAUGUUAGCAUUUUAAAAACUCUCCUCUUUCUAACAUUUAAAAGCCUUUUUUCUAACAUUUCAAAGGAAGAAUGUGAAAUAAAUCAAAAUCAGUGUAGCUGCUAGCCUUCAGAGCAGAGUGAUUUUGACAAGGCCAUAAAAACAAACCAGAUACUGUUCAUUGGGGCAGGGGUUUUGACUUCUUAACUUCUGCCUCUGAGACUUUGCCCUCUAGUUAUAAUUAAAAUUUUAUCAUUGAAUUUAAGCAGAAACUGGAUUCACAGAUUAUGUAUUUAUUUUAUUAAUACUAACAAAGACAAAUGCUUGAAACUUUUAGAAUACUAUGUACUAAGUAUCUCUGCAUAAAUCAAGAAUCUACAUUUUGAGCUUGAAGUCCUGCUUUGGAUAAAAAUCAUGUCUGAAAAAAAAAAAAGCCUACAAAAAGAAAAACAAAA
This is a messenger RNA of Anas platyrhynchos (mallard), 4663 nucleotides long. The record is from RefSeq and is a predicted model, not a curated record. Lineage: Eukaryota; Metazoa; Chordata; Aves; Anseriformes; Anatidae.